Messenger RNA from Uloborus diversus, 975 nucleotides. RefSeq lists its product as uncharacterized. Bases 1 to 975 code for a protein of 324 amino acids. Lineage: Eukaryota; Metazoa; Arthropoda; Arachnida; Araneae; Uloboridae. The record is from RefSeq and is a predicted model, not a curated record. The transcript is spliced from 4 exons.
AUGUACGUUGAUGACCUGAUUGGGGGUCGAGAAAAAGUAAAUGAAGCCUUUCAGACUUGUAUUGAAAGCAUAAAAAUUCUGAAAGAAGCUGGCAUGGUGCUUUGCAAAUGGAAGACUAAUUCGCGCGAAUUAAUUUCUCUGAUGAAAGAAAACAAUAUUGACUGUGAACAAUCCGACAUUAGACUCCAGCAGUAUGAUUCUUCUACGAAGGUGCUGGUUCUUAUUUGGGAUCCAGGAGAAGAUGUUUUCAGGUUCUGUAUGAAAGAGCUAUCUCGAAUUCUAACCUACCGUAUCAGCACAAAGCGGUUCGUUCUGCAAGUAGUGGGUCGUAUUUACGAUCCUAUAGGAUUUCUCGCGCCUUAUAUCAUAAUUGUGAAGUGUAUUCUUCAAGAAAUUUGGAGUUCCGGUGUUGAUUGGGACGAAGAGCUGCCGAAACCAUUGGACCACAGGUGGCAGAUGUGGUGCAAUGAUGUUGAGAACUUGAACACUGUAAAGAUACCCAGAUAUUCAUCUGUUUCUGCUUAUGGUACUGUAUUAUAUUUACGUGCCGUUGCACAAGAUGACUCGACUAUAACACUUUGUUGGGUCAAAAGUAAUUCUUGUAAAUAUAAGCAAUUUGUAAAAAAUAGGGUUGAAGAAAUUCAAGGGUUAAGUGAUCCUAGUAUGUGGUUCCAUUGUCCUGGUAAACAAAAUCCCAGCGAUAUAGUUAGCAGAGGCAUGUAUUCAGGAGACCUGGCAAAAAAUAGUUUGUGGUGGAACGGACCACAAUGGUUACGACAACCAUCUGAGUGUUGGCCAAACAUGAGUACAGAAGUUAAACAUGAUGUCGGAGAUCUUGAGUUUCGUAAAGAGUUUGCAAUAAACCAUGCUUCACAUUUCAUCAAUUCAGAUAUACCCUUUCCUCUUGUUAUUAUAUCCGAAACAUUCAUUCGGCCGGGGCAAAAUUCCCACAUGCUUGGAUCUGUUAAUGAUUGA